AUGCAUAUCGGUGAUGAUGAAUGGCCAUCAUUGGAGGAGGCAUUGGAAGCGGAAAGGAAGAUAACAGCUUCCUUGUCUUCAAAGUUGAAGAAAUCUCGAGCCAGGAACAAAAAGCUAAGGACUACGUCUAACAUCGGUUUUCCACGUUCACAGUCCACUAUGCGAGAGGUUACUAGGGUUCAAGGUAACGAAUCAUUGUCAAUCUCGAUGAAUAACUUGUCCUUUGCAUCUUUGAACAUCGCCGAAUGUACGCCCAUGGACGGAGAAGAUGACAUUGACAAGAAAUCGUUCGAGAAUUGGAAAGAUCUAUUGGAGGCCUCUAUGAAGCUCAUUAGAGUAACGGACGAGGAUACAAAAAUGAGUAUCUUCAAAAUUAAAGCAGGGCAAAAGCUUUUAGACAUUUUGGAGGGUACUGUGUCAUCAACCAGCACACCAUGCUGUGAAUCUGCUCCGUAUUCCAAUGCCAUGAACCGAUUGAAAGACUUUUUCGGUUCUCGUGAUUACUGCUUGUUGCAAAGGCAAAAGCUCCGUUCUCUAACUCAAAACGUCAACGAGCCUGAUUCCAAAUACGUCCGGCGUGUUAUCAACACAGCAAAAUUAUGUGAUUUUUCCGGGGACCAACUGGGUGAGAAUGUGGCAGACGUCAUUCAGACUCAUGCUCUAAGUUUGAGGAUCCGUGAAAUUGGAAGGAAGAUGUUACGGAAGGGCGGAUCAAUUCCCGAGUUGCUGGAAAAGAUUCGAGCCUUCGAAAUUGGACAGUUGAACGAAAAGUUAUUCGCAAAGAGCCACCCAGCGAAACGGGCAGAAGUUGAUGCCGUAUCCGUCGACUACCAGCCAGAUUCUAGUUCGGGUCGGUAUACAAAUCAACGCACCUUCACAGCAUGA
This is a messenger RNA of Ochlerotatus camptorhynchus, 885 nucleotides long. RefSeq lists its product as uncharacterized. The record is from RefSeq and is a predicted model, not a curated record. The transcript has a single exon. Bases 1 to 885 code for a protein of 294 amino acids. Lineage: Eukaryota; Metazoa; Arthropoda; Insecta; Diptera; Culicidae.